GAAACACGACGCCGGCGACGAGGGAUACGGGCAGGAAGAAGACGGCGGUGCUUGGCAACGCCGGUAGCGGUGCUUGAAGAAAGACGAAGUCGGCCGAGCAAGAAGGAAGACAUCGACGCUAGUAGCGCGAGUAAGACGACUACACCAGCUGCGAAGAGAAGAAAUUUUUUGAGGAACAACCCG
This is a messenger RNA of Linum tenue, 183 nucleotides long. NCBI's taxonomy places the organism in Eukaryota, Viridiplantae, Streptophyta, Magnoliopsida, Malpighiales, Linaceae. The record is from the annotation of a GenBank genome assembly.